CACAAAAUUUAACGUACAGAGCAGGAUCUCAAGUCGUCUGUUAUCUCUGGUGUUUGCAGACUUGAAGUUGGGUCUUAAAACAUCAUACUUGUGUCAAUCCGCGUUAAUGGGAUUGAAAUCGGUCGCAGUUUGUGCAUGUCGCGCAUUUAGCAGGGACGCUGGAAUGACGUGUUGCCCGAGCCGCGUUUCUUUGAGUAAUGCUGUUGAACAGUCUGUAGAACAUGAGUAAAGGCCGAAUAAACAACAUCUCACCCUCGAGUAGCACUCUGGGGGUCAACGCGGAAAACGAACGUUCCGCCGGCGCCGGAGACUCACCAGCCGCCUCCAGGAAACACCAACUGGGUUCGACUGUGCGCGGCUUCAUCUCGUCGACGUUCCAGAGGAAGUUGCAGCCAAGUGUGCCGUCGAGCAACGCCAAGCAACAGUCUAGUCGAGUGUCCGUGACUCCGUCGAGCGUGGACCGAGCCAAAAGAAAGCAGCCCACGUCGCAGGGCGGUCCUGCGGCCACCAGCAAGAACCAGCAGACGAGGAACUCGGUUCGCGCCCUGGAGCGGCGGCCGCGCACGGAAAAGAUUUCCUCGAAUCAUGUUGAACGGCAGCCUAGUAGUAAAAUUAAGGAAAGCGCCACAGAUAAGGCAGGACUGGAGAAACAGAAUCUUGAGAAGUCUGAGAAGGAAGCCACGAUGCCAGUGCCAGAUAAUACUCUGGAAGAGUGUUCGACUGAAGUGACUGAACAGGUGCCACUACCAACUGUUGUUCCGGAUUCAAAUGCAACAAGUGAAAACAUAAAAGCCAAAGGGGAAAAUGACGAGGACGAAGGAAAAGCAGUGGCAGUGUCGCCUGACACUAGAUUUUUAAAAUUUGACGAGGAAAUAGGACGGGGGAGUUUUAAAACUGUGUACCGAGGGCUGGACACAGUGGCUGGGGUGGCAGUUGCCUGGUGCGAAUUGCAGGAAAAAAAAUUAAACAAAAAUGAGAGGAUGAGAUUUAGGGAAGAGGCUGAAAUGCUCAAAGGACUGCAGCAUCCCAAUAUUGUAAGAUUCUACGAUUACUGGGAGGUGGCGCAAACAAAAAGGAAGUACAUAGUGCUGGUAACCGAGCUUAUGACUUCUGGAACCUUGAAAGCGUACCUGCGUCGUUUCAAAAAAGUUAACCCAAAAGUGGUUAAGUCGUGGUGCAGGCAAAUCUUAAAGGGACUUCUCUUCCUGCACUCUCGGUCGCCGCCGAUCAUUCACAGAGACUUAAAGUGUGAUAAUAUUUUCAUAUCCGGCAACACGGGCUCCGUCAAAAUCGGAGAUCUAGGGUUGGCCACCCUUAAGAAUAGAUCCUUUGCAAAAUCCGUGAUUGGCACUCCUGAGUUUAUGGCCCCUGAAAUGUAUGAGGAACACUAUGAUGAGAGUGUUGACGUCUAUGCUUUUGGAAUGUGCAUGCUGGAGAUGGCCACCUCCGAGUAUCCAUAUGCAGAGUGCAUGGGGCCCGCGCAGAUUUAUAAGAAAGUCAUUACAGGUGUGAAGCCACUUAGCUUUGAAAAGGUUGAGAAUCAAGAGAUUCGAGAUAUUAUCGAAAAAUGUAUUCGCCUUAAGAGAGAGGAAAGACCAAGUGUUAGAGAGAUAAUUAACUACGAUUUCUUCCAAGAAGACGUUGGCUUGAAGUUGGAGCUAGUGUCUCAAAUCGAGGAAGUGAAGACGCUGGGAAAGGUUUGUUUCCGACUGCGGGUGAUGGACCCCAAGAAGAGGAGUAACAAACACAAAGAAAAUGAAGCAAUUCAAUUUGAAUUUGAUCUGAAAAAUGAUAAUUCAGACAUGGUUGCUACGGAUAUGGGCACAUCUGGUUUGAUUUUGGAAGAUGACGUUCGGCUUGUUGCAAAGCUGAUUAAAGACCAACUCCAAAUCGUCCUCAAAGAGAAGGAGGAGAAAGAAAGCGAAAAAUUGCUUGAGGCACCUCAGUUUGAACAAGGACAAGAUAAGACUAAUGACUCCGGUUACAUAACGAUUCAUAGGGAGGAUCAGGAGUUAAAAGAUGCAGCUGGCUUGUACUUUCAACAACAACAGACUGGAAAUCAACAGCAGCAACAACAGCAACAGCCCUUUUACCAAAUGACCCAGUUUGCGCCGCAAACAUUCAUGGAGCAACAGCCUCAGAUGCAAGACAUGCAGAAUAUGCAACCGGCAUUACAAGAAAUGCAAACAAUGCAACAGCCUAUGCAAGAGAUGAUCCCGCAACAGCAACAACAGCAGCAGCAGCCCCACACGCAAGAAUUUAUACAGCAGCCCAUGCAAGACAUGCUCCAGCAAAUGCAGCCCCCCAUGAACGAAAUCAUGCACCAGCAACCCCCGCAAGUCCAGGAAAUGAUGCACCAGCAGCCGAAUAUGCAAGAAAUGAUGCACCAGCAAGCCCAGAUGACAGAGAUUUUGCCUCAAGCACCUAUGCAAGAAUUAAUGCAACACCCACCCCAGCAGCAGCAACAACAACAACAACAACAAGAUCUUCUUCAGCAGCCUUUAAUGCCACCUCUCAUUUUGGAUGGGAACCUGAUCAGUGGCCCGUCCUCACCUUACAUUAUGGAAGGAAUUGCUCCUCUUAACUAUUGCAUAGACGUUGCAAACUCCUUGGAGACCACUGACAACCCACCGCAGUCUUAUAUACUCAAUCAUAAUGUUCUGGGCCACAACGAACCAGAAAUAUUUCCGCAGAUGGAGCUUCGACACUCUGGAGAUUACUCAAGCUUGGAUAUAAGUAGUGCAUGCGAACCUGUUCCGUUUCAAGAGCAAGGGCAGAACCAACUGCUUCAGCAAAUUCAAUCUGAAAGUAAAACAGUCACUUCGCCCAAUUCUGAGAAAACUGACAAUUUGGAUGGAGAUUCUCAAGCUUCGAAUGCUGCAAAGCAAAAGAUCCGGCGGAGGAGACGAAAUGACAUGCGUGGACCUCGACUCACGAUUUUAUCCUUCACAAAAACCGAAGUCGAAUGUGAGAUGGAGUGUUCGAGGCAAAAAAGGGUUACAUUCAAAUUUGACAUUGAAGAUGCAAACUUCAAGGAAAUUUCUCAAAACCUGGUUGAUUCAAAACUUCUGGCCGAAGCGCACAGCAAAGCCCUGGUGGACUUGUUGACAGAAGCGGUUUCUCUUUUAAAAGAAAAUCCCGAGGAACUGCCUAUUUUGGGUGGAAGUGGUCUGGAUAACGCUAGCCCUGUUGCUAUUCGAAAACCAAGACAGAGAGAUCGUGAACAACAACUUAAAUCAAGAGUUAGACACGGUUCCCUGACCCGUCAAACUUCCACAUUAUCGUCAUUUUUCAAUGGCCACCGCAGGCAUCGCUCAAGAGAUGAUAGCAUUCCUGGUCUUCGAAGGUGGGAUUCGAUGACCAACUACUCAGCAGCCCAGGACACACCAUUUGGCAGUCCCGUCAAAAGUUCCAUACCAAAAAGCGAUAACACACCAAUCAGUGAUAAUGAGCCGAAAUCUCUAAGCAUAGAGCGGCAGGCUUCAAUAGACGAAAAGUCGAGAAGCAGUGGCGCUACCACACAACAAAACACGCCAGAAAACACACUACACAGUGACGCUCUGGCGAAAUUAUCCCAGCAGGGUUCCUUUGAGCAAAAUCAUGAGUCAUCGUGCCAGACGAUUGGGGAGCUGCACCAGAAAUUGCAGGAAGUGACCUCGCAGCCGUCUGAGUUGUUGCUGCCGGGUAACACGCCUGUCACCUCCCACCCUGCCACCCCUUUCAUAGCACAAAGCUACGAUUCGUAUAUGCAAGCACUGCAGCAGAAACUCGCCUCCAUUUCGAUGACUGGCGGUCAAGCUUUAGGUCCCCUCUCCCCUCAGAGCACAAUCCAUGCAAACAUCAGCCCAGCUUUGCUCAUCCAACAACCCUCAAACGCACCAGUUGAAUCUGCUGACCAGGCCAGGGUCCCCACAGCUUCCGAACCGUUGGCAAAUCUCCCUCUGCUGAUUCCUUGUGCUACAGAUCCCAGCAAGGUGCAGCCCUAUGUAGUGCAUCCGUUAACUACGGCGGAACAGUGUGCUCAGGCAGCGCUCGAACUUCAGAAUCUCGACCAGGAGCUCUCCAAAAUCCACCAAGGAAGUAGAGCGACGGGCUUAGAGUCGCAUCCUCAAUUCUUGUUGCCAUUUAUUCAUUCUGAUAUUCCUAAUUUGGUGCCACAAUUGUCUUUGUCUGCGAUACCUGGGCAGCAGCAAAGCGCCAAACAGCCGAGUGGUCAGACAGAGCAGUCAGCCAUACAUUCCAGUGAAGCAAGUUUAGGCCCCGCGGCGCCUCCAGUGCGUCGGGUUUCUCGAUUUCAAGUAUCCGUUGUCACGGAAGGCAAUCCCAAGCCUGACGAAGGCAGUGAAAACAAAGAAGAGUCGGUACCUGUAUCUAACCUAAAUGUGCCGCCGAGUGGCCAACACCAGGAGGAUGACCGGCACAGUCCGUCGAUGGCCCAGCAGUUCAACGGCAGCAUCCACCCACCGAAUUACCCUGAAGAUGCGCAGGUCAACAGGCAAGGGCGUUUCAGCGUCGUCACGCACCCUGGAGACGCUGCAGAGGACUUUCCGUGGGAGGAUGGCGAGGUGGACGAUUACUCGGAGGAAGAAGAGGAGCUGUACAAACGGCCUCAGCCGAGGUCCAGGCAUGAUAAGAUUGGGCCUUACCAUCUGCCAAAGCUGGCAGGGCUGGGGGCCGGCAAGCACCCCUUCCGCGGGCACCACCACCCCCAUCCGCAGCACGUCUACCUUCCGGAGCACCCGUCCUAUCCCGACCUGAGCAGGUACUACCAGGGCCACCAGUUGCCCGCCACUCCUCCUCUGGCGGCCCGCAAAGCAGACACCUUCAAAAAGGCAGGCAGCGUGGCCGACUUCCGCAACUUCCCUUCGCGCAGCACCAGUCCCGCCGUGCAGGCCAGCGUGGCGCCCCCGGCCUCGUUGCCCCGCUGGUCGAGCCACACCGACCUCAGCGUGCCGCCGCGCACGCGACGCAAGCUGCCCCAACGUCCCGACCAGACCACCCACCUGCAGCGCUCCUACAGCUUUGACCCCCACGACCGCCCUGAGGCGCGGCGUGUCAAGGACGAGCCGCGCUUCCUGCUGCAGGCCAAGCUGAAGCACGCGCGCAGCCUGUCGAACCUGUGCAAGUCGAAGAAGGGGCUGUUGGCGGCGCCCACCGUCAACAACUACCACACCGUGCACGCCGGCGGCGCCGCCUGGAUGCACCAGCCGGUGCUCAUAUCCUCGUCCGAGGACACGGACGUGUCCGACCUGGACGCCGACGACGAGCUGGAGCCGCGGUUCUCUGCCGCCGCGCGUCCCUCGCGUCGAUACGCGGACAGCAAAUUCCACACCGGUAUUGCACCUUAUCAUUCGGAAAAUGAUGGAAGCCCAAUGUUCCAGAGAGAUCUGAAGCUGCUUUUGGAAAGACAUGCCCGAGAAAUGGAGGACCUGCAGCGGCGCCACCAGCGCGAAUACGAAAUGUUCUUUGUUGAGCAUGGCCUGAAUCCUAGGUACUCAUCAUCGUCCCACCUGCACCACCGACGGCCGUCGACCGGCAGCGACCCUUCCUACCUUACAGAGAGGGCGCUCAGCCCGUCGAUGCACCCGCACAUGUACGGCCAGGUGCCUUACGAUGUCCCAUCGCCCAACCGGCCUAAGGAGGAGGCGCACCACUAUGCACCGCAGCAGCAACUCUGCUUCAUUGCUCGUCCGCCAGCUUCUAUGGCUAUGCACAUGCCCGGCCUGGCCAUGCAGUACCCCGAGGGCGGCCACUUGGCUCCCAGGGGCUACCUCAUCUACCCGGCGCCCAUGAGCCAGGAGGGUGCAAUCAAACUGGCCGAGGGCGGCUUCGUAGCCUACCCCCAGUGGAUGACUCCGCAAAUGGACAAGUCCGGAGGUCAGUGACCUCCUCUGCACUGCAGUCGAGCCGACGGCACUCGGGAUGUGGGAAGCCAUGCAGAAAAUAAUGUACUCACUCGUCAACACUGAGAGGAAAUGUGAUGUAACUCGUAAUAAUAAUUAUGAAAAUAAAGCAAAGGCGGUACUUUGAUCAUCGUGAAUUGAAUUCAGGAA
This is a messenger RNA of Neocloeon triangulifer, 6053 nucleotides long. RefSeq names its product serine/threonine-protein kinase WNK2-like. Gene Ontology annotation, cellular component: cytoplasm. Bases 222 to 5885 code for a protein of 1887 amino acids. Lineage: Eukaryota; Metazoa; Arthropoda; Insecta; Ephemeroptera; Baetidae. Gene Ontology annotation, biological process: positive regulation of sodium ion transmembrane transporter activity; intracellular signal transduction; negative regulation of sodium ion transport. Gene Ontology annotation, molecular function: potassium channel inhibitor activity; chloride channel inhibitor activity; ATP binding. The record is from RefSeq and is a predicted model, not a curated record. The transcript has 32 exons.